This is a messenger RNA of Neurospora crassa OR74A, 3365 nucleotides long. RefSeq names its product zinc finger white collar protein WC2 (gene wc-2). Gene Ontology annotation, molecular function: zinc ion binding; sequence-specific DNA binding; protein binding. Gene Ontology annotation, biological process: regulation of DNA-templated transcription. Bases 1057 to 2649 code for a protein of 530 amino acids. Lineage: Eukaryota; Fungi; Ascomycota; Sordariomycetes; Sordariales; Sordariaceae. The record is from RefSeq and is a predicted model, not a curated record. The transcript is spliced from 3 exons.
UGACAAUAUAUCUUGGUUGUCUGUCAGGCCUGGCCAGUCCAAUGCCACCGCUUCUUUCAAUACGUAUCCAUGAACCUCGUCCUACUAGCUCCUCACUGCGCACGCAUCGAGACAUCCAUGGAUGGAAGCUCGAACCACGGCCCCUGUCUACCACCUCUACGACACGGCACCGCAGAGCAGAGUGGCGGUUAUGAGUUGGUAACAACCAAGUUUCCUGCUGUAACCACGACCCCUCGACCAGAGCCCUGCUCGACCUUCCACCACCACCACCGCUAGCACGGCACCAGCAAAGCAAUACCUUGACGAGCUUGGGUCUGAAAGUGGGGACUUUUUGGCGGCUCCCUUCAAGAUUCCCAUCUGCCAUCCCAGAAAUCCCAUCCUCGUCAAGGGCGGCAUUCCUCCAGGUCCCAGGUCAUCACACGCCCACCCCCCGCUCCCGUCCUUACUGGGCUUGUUCUCUUUGAUCGACAAUACCCUUUUCCUUCUUCCUCUUUUAUCGUUGCUGCGCCGCGGGUUCUAGACGUAACUGACGACGACUUGAUUCCGCAGCACUUCACCUUUACUCUCUGCUGCAUUUCGGCCUGAAAUAGUCCUGAAUUCAAUCCAGCAAAAGCACCGACCACACAAAGCCACAGUACAACGCCGCCCAUCAAAAGGAACGUGAUUGGAAUAUCGCCCCGUACUCCAUCUUUCGAAAACGGCGGCAGUCAGAUGCAGAAAACUAUUACACAGCAAUAUCGCAUGGGGGACUAACCUGACGAAAGUCAACGAAUCGCGCGCUUGUGUUGCUGUUAGUAGCCCAUUCAAAGCGGGCUCCUUCUUAAGCUCCUCCACCGCCGAAAAGGCAGGAAGCACCAGGAAGCAGCAGCAGCACGAGCAGCAGCGGCAACAUUGAACAACAGCAACCGUUAAUACUUCAGUUCCCACCCCCCCCUCCUCCAUUCGAAAACGAAGGCCUUCUUCGAUGUGCCGCCGCCGUCUACACCUGCACUUGUCAGCUUGCCGCCAUCUCGCCGCCUCACCACUACGAUCCGCACUACUACAACCGCCAGAACAAUGUCUCACGGACAGCCUCCCCCUGGAUCCAGCAUGUAUGGCUUUGGAGCCAUGGGGAUGGGAUCCGGUAUGGGAUCCGGUAUGGGAUCCGGUAUGGGAACUGGCAUGGGAACCGGCAUGGGAACCGGCAUGUCAGCCUCGCAGAUGACUUCCGACCCACAGGACAUGAUGUCGCUUCUGGAUACUUCAGUGUUUCCUGGGUUUGACGGAAUGUCGAUGAGUCUCGAUGUUGGCGAUUCCAUGUCAAACCCCUUCACCCCGGUCUCGGUCCCGCCACCCCUCCCUGCAGGUAAUGCAGGGCCCAGUCAUGUUGGGGUGUGCGGCGGUCACGGGGCACCCGACCAGCUAUUUUCCCCCGACGACCUUAUUGCGACCAGCAUGUCCAGCGCCGGACCGAUGAUCGCCACGCCUACCACCACCACCUCCGGACCUUCGGGGGGCCCUUCGUCGGGCGGCGGAAGCACCCUGACCGAAUUCACCAAGCGCCGCAAUUGGCCCGCCAAGGUUGUCGAAGAGCUCCAGGACUGGGAACACAUUCUGGAUGCCAACGGACGGAUCAAGCAUGUUUCGCCCAGCGUAGAACCCCUGACCGGCUAUAAGCCGCCCGAAAUCAUUGACUUGUUCCUCAGAGACCUGAUCCACCCGGAUGACGUCGGGGUCUUCACCGCGGAGUUGAACGAGGCCAUUGCGACGGGAUCCCAAUUGCGACUGUUCUACCGGUUCCGGAAAAAGGAUGGAAACUGGACCAUUUUCGAGACUGUUGGUCAUGCGCACAUCGCCGCCGCCAAGUUUGCACCCAAUCCACAGAACCAGUCGCCUUUCUGCCAGGCCGUGUUCAUGAUGGCUCGACCCUACCCGACCAAGAACGCGGGUCUGUUGGAUUCCUUUCUGGAACACAAGAUUGAAAACGAAAGACUGAAGCGCAGGAUUGCCGAGCUGCGCAGAGAGGAGCAGGAGGAGCAGGAAGAGUCGCAUAGGACAUGGCGAAUGAGCCAGGAGGGACGAUCUGAUGUUACGCCGUCCGACGAUACCGCGACCCAGAUGGGAAUGACGCCCUUCUACAUUCCCAUGAAUGCCCAAGCUGACGUUAUGAUGCCACCACCCAGCCAGCCGGCGUCGUCGCUUAACAUUGCGCUGACGCGGGAGAACCUGGAAGGCAUUGCCGGAAGCCGGCCGGAUUCUAUACGCGAAAAGAUGUUGCGUUACGAGGGCAAUCACGCAGACACGAUUGAAAUGCUUACAGGACUCAAGUACCAGGAGGGUGAAAGAAGUCAUGGUAUCACAACGGGUAAUGCCAGCCCGACGCUCAUUAAGGGUGAUGCGGGAAUCGCGAUUCCCCUAGACCGAGAUCCCCGGACGGGAGAGAAGAAGAAGAAGAUCAAGGUUGCAGAGGAAUACGUGUGCACCGACUGCGGUACGCUCGAUUCCCCCGAAUGGCGAAAAGGCCCUAGUGGACCCAAGACACUAUGCAAUGCCUGCGGUCUUCGCUGGGCAAAGAAAGAGAAAAAGAAGAACGCCAACAACAACAAUAACGGCGGAGGUAUAGGCGGUCACAACGACAUCCAUACACCCAUGGGCGAUCAUAUGGGAUAGAAGAUAAAGAUGCGCAAUGAACAACGGAUUCCAGCAGCUAUAUUCAGGCAACAGAAUUCGACCGCUCUCAACACAAUCUCGACGUUUAUCAAGAUCCGCAGCACAAGCUCGGCGCAUUGGCCUAUAUACAGAUUGAGAAAAAGAACAAUGACCAGUUUCUAGAAACAGGAAACGCAGCUACGAAGUGGGAGUAGACACUGAUCUUGCAUUCCUUGCUUUGGGUUGAUGAAGAGGGACUACCUAGCCAUGGAAAAGGGCGCGAGUGCAUGAGGAAGGGAUGGACCAUAGAAACAGAACUGCAUCGAUUCCGUGCUGCCUGGUGCGUAGAGUGGUCUUGACAUGUGCAGCUUAGCUUUGUGGACCGUUCCGAGAACGUGCCUUGGAGAGCCGGUAGUGCUGCGGUGCACGGUAGGAUGAGAUGGCAGGAAACGCAACCCCGGCAUCGUUACGAUACACACUAUCUUUCUUUAUGCGAUGGACAUAUGACUGGAAACCGAUUCAGUUGGUUUGGCCAGGGUAUGGAGAGGAGUUUGUUACGCCGCGUCGCCCUUGCUGGCGGGUGUGUUCAUCCAGCGAUGAACGGAAGGACGGCCGCACAUGAAAGAAAGGGGCUACUAUACCACCAUGUCAACGUAUGCAUUCGAUCUAUGAUGAGCUACCGCCACCUGCUGAUACUAGGCUUUUUGGUUUUCACAAGGACUCUUAAUGGCAAUGCC